CGUUCUGUUAAACGCUCGUCGCGCGCGCACAGGUGUCGUCGGUCGUCGGUCAGGUAGGUACGUUACGUUACGUGUUUUCGUCUCGCGAUUUUCUCGAUAAUAAUAAUAUAAACCGUUAAAAGUAUACCAACACGUUCGAGCCGGUUUUCGACUACGUUAUCAAAAGAAAAAAAAAGUGCGCGCGAUAAUAUUAUUGUAUGCUAUUGCAGUCGUCCGCCGCUCGUUAAAGUCGUUUUUCUUUCCGGUUCGUACUUUGGUUUAUUCGUGGUUUUUUUUGUGUUUUAAUUGUGUUAAGCACCGACUCAAUGAAGUUAUAAUAUUUUAUACAUCGGCAAAAUUAUCGUUAAAGUUCGUACAGUUCGUGGACGAAUCGCGGUGGGGAUCCGCGACUAACUACAAUAAUAAUAAUAAUAUAAAAAACGCCAACGAAAUGUGAUCGGACGCGGGCUCGUCGUUUCGCUUUUUUUCUCCGUACACACUUGCGCUGUAAUCAUAUUAUUAAUAUUAUUAUUAUAUUAUAUGGAUCGUUGCGAUGGCCUAUGUCGUUUGGCGAGUGUUGCGGAAAAAGUAUCUCAAAGUCAGAAGCGGAGUUACUCUGAACAGUUUGAUGACCACCGAGAGCACCGCCCGCACCGAAACGGAUUCACCAAGUCCUGCGGCCGCCACGUCGAUGAUGACCGCGACUGGCACUGCGGUCGGCCACUUUUACCGCCAGUUCUCGAAAAAGAACAACAAGAAGAACAGCAGCAAGAAGAACAGCAACAGCAGCAGCAGCAGCAACAACAACAACAACAUCAGCAGCAGCAGAAAAACACAUCGUCAGGACGUGUUGCUGGCCGAGGAGACGACCACGCCGUCUUCCACCGACUCCGCACCCACCACCGAUGUCACAAUCACCGGCGCCGUCACCGCGGCGGCGGUCGCCGCCUUCGAUACUACCGCUGUCCCCGGACCGAACCGGCCGGAACGCGUCUCGGACCAGCCGGCCACGGCCACCGCGGCGAGUAACCCGCGCCUCCGGCCGGCGCUCGCGGCCCAAGUCGUCGACGCGCCGCCGUGGCUGGUGGCCGACCACUUCGUCACCGAACACGUCGUUCACGAACACGUGUCCGUGGUUCCGGAACCAGAUCACGCGGACCCUGUGGCGCCGGACGAUCACGCCGCGUCGUUGCAGCCAGGCCCUGCGACCACGGUCUGCUGCAAAUGCCCGGCGGCCACCUCGUCGUGCGACCACGAAUUUAGACACAAACCUCUUACUGUUCAACAACUCGUCGACGAGUUUAUAGGGCCGUACUAUGUGAAUUACAGCGAAACACGUGCAGUUCUCGUGAGACAAGCAAAACAAUUGCUGACAAACGUAUACCAAGGUGAUGUCGCCAACUUUCAUGGGUGUUUUUGUGUGCCAGUCAGUGAGAUUCUCAAAAAAGUUGAAGAGACGUUCAGAAAAUAUCAGAUUUAUGAUGUUCGUGCACGCAUUGCACUUUCAGUGGGUGCUCCAUUUGUUAUUGUUAUUUCUAGUACUAUAAGAGCAAUGUAG
Diuraphis noxia (Russian wheat aphid) is the source of this 1537-nucleotide messenger RNA. Its product is annotated as puratrophin-1. The record is from RefSeq and is a predicted model, not a curated record. Gene Ontology annotation, molecular function: guanyl-nucleotide exchange factor activity. NCBI's taxonomy places the organism in Eukaryota, Metazoa, Arthropoda, Insecta, Hemiptera, Aphididae.